Messenger RNA from Papilio xuthus (Asian swallowtail), 1035 nucleotides. RefSeq lists its product as uncharacterized. The transcript has a single exon. Lineage: Eukaryota; Metazoa; Arthropoda; Insecta; Lepidoptera; Papilionidae. Bases 125 to 931 code for a protein of 268 amino acids. The record is from RefSeq and is a predicted model, not a curated record.
UUACAAUAUGACAGCGUCAAAUGUAUUAACAAUAGUAAAAGGCAAUUUUUAGAAAAGAUUUAUGUUUUUUAUUUAAUUCUCCAUCAAAAUUACAGUGAAAAAAAUCAGCAUAAAUAAACAAGCAAUGAAAGAGAAAAUUUUAAAAGCUGAAACUGACAGUUAUGAUUACGAAAGUGAUAAGGAAAUAAUUCAAUCAUACGAAUUAGUGGGAUCCAAAGCAACAACUACAUAUGGAGAUCUAUACUUUAUCGGCACAGUAUGGGUGACCGCAAUGAAGUCAGCUCUGCUUGGCGCAAGGUCACUAAUACCAGUGGUAGAAGCUGCAAGUCCACCUCCACCCACACCUACAAAGCCUCCACCGAUGAAGUAUAAAGAACUGUCAAUGUAUAAAAGCCCACAUAAUGAAUAUAAAGAACAUUUAGAAGAAAAAGAAAAAUGUCCCGAACGUAAUGUCAAAAUAAUGCGACGUUUUCUAUUGCCCUAUGUAUCAAUCAUCAGGAAAGGAGUGCAAGCGAACACGUGUAAAUUAGUACUUGGCGUUAGGGACGGUAUGUGUAAUCUUAAAAAAUCUAUAACUGAAUCUAAGAAACAAUUUACAGCUACUAUGAGAGAUAAUGAAAAUCUGACUAUCAGAAGAGUUGUGGUUGUGGCAGGAACUGGUAUUGGAUUUUUAUUAGGAGGUGGCAGAGGUAUACCACGACGUAUAUUCAUGACAGGUGCAGGAGCAGCUACGGCUGGUGCUUUGUGCUUCCCUAAAGAAACAGAUGAAGCGUUUAGAACUUUUACAUACUACAGUGGUAAAACUAUAUUGGGUAUAGCAAAUUUGGUCUGCGGCCGGGAUUUUGGUUGGAGAGAAAGAUUGCCGUGUAAAGAUGAUCUGCCAGUUAGUACCGGUAAAAUUGUUGGACAAUGCCCUCCAAAAAAGAACUAAUACAUGCUGUAUAACGUUGAACUUGCAUUUCCCAUAAAUAAGAUAUGUACUUUUCGAUUGUCUGUUUAAACACUUUUUCGAAAUAACCAAUAAUAAACAUGAAU